This is a messenger RNA of Merops nubicus (carmine bee-eater), 486 nucleotides long. RefSeq names its product linker for activation of T cells family, member 2 (gene LAT2). Gene Ontology annotation, biological process: calcium-mediated signaling; B cell receptor signaling pathway; B cell activation. Gene Ontology annotation, cellular component: plasma membrane. The record is from RefSeq and is a predicted model, not a curated record. NCBI's taxonomy places the organism in Eukaryota, Metazoa, Chordata, Aves, Coraciiformes, Meropidae. The transcript has 9 exons. Bases 1 to 486 code for a protein of 161 amino acids.
AUGGCUCAGCUGGAGCUGCUGGUGGUGGCCGCGCUGCUGCUGCUCGGGGCUGCGGUCAGCCUCUGCGUCAGGUGCCAGCAAGCUGCCAAGCGAGAGAAGCAGCCGAGCGAGCAGAGGAGCCAGAAAACCACUGAGGAGUUUGGUGCCUCCUGCCAUGCUGGGUAUGGGAGCAGGAUGGAGACCAGGUACCAGAACUUCCUGACAGAGGACAGCCUGCAAGGGGACGCUGCCUACGUGGAGCCCAUCUCUCUGGAUUACUACAACUGUGCCAGGUUCUUCUCCCCACCCAACGAGAAAGAGGAGGAUUCCCAUUCCUACCAAAACGUCUUCAUUGGAGGGUCUCAUGGCUCUGCCCCGGUGACAGAUGACGCCGCAGACUACGAGAACAGCGCGGACACGUGCCGGUGGAAAGCCCGGCGUGCGGGAGCUCUGCAGGCUGAGAGCCCGGAUGAUGAGCCAGACUAUGUCAACACAGCCCCUGUGUAA